Messenger RNA from Auxenochlorella protothecoides, 768 nucleotides. Its product is annotated as ER membrane protein complex subunit 3. NCBI's taxonomy places the organism in Eukaryota, Viridiplantae, Chlorophyta, Trebouxiophyceae, Chlorellales, Chlorellaceae. Gene Ontology annotation, biological process: protein folding in endoplasmic reticulum. The transcript is spliced from 5 exons. Bases 1 to 768 code for a protein of 255 amino acids. The record is from RefSeq and is a predicted model, not a curated record. Gene Ontology annotation, cellular component: EMC complex; membrane.
AUGGUCAGCCAGGACCUCGUACUGGAUCGGGAUGUCCGGGACUGGGUGCUGAUCCCCCUGACCGUCAGUGUGAUCCUCAUGAAGCUCCUGCAGCAGUACGCAGUGAAGCUCAUGGCCGCACCCAAGCCCAGCGAGCCACCAAAGCCGGAGGACGUGCAGCAGAAGAACACUCUGGCCCGCAGCGGCCUCCUCCGUGCCAACCACGGCUUCAUCUCGGAGGCGGGAUUCCGCCAGCGCCGAGCUUAUUUUGCUGGCAAGGAGGGGGUCCUGCAGCAAACCUUCCCCGCCAAGGGUCUGAACGACAUGAUGGGGAACCCAGACGCUAUGCAAGGCAUGCUCAAGCAGCAGAUGGGGGGCCUUGUGCCACAGAUGGGCAUGGGUGCCUUUGUCAACUACUUCUUCUCCGGCUUCAUCCUGGGCAGGGUCCCAUUCUCCCUUUCUCCCAAGUUCCGGCCCAUGCUCCAGCGCGGCAUCGACCUGCCCGCCCUGGACCCCUCCUACUUCACCUCCCUGUCCUUCUACAUCAUGGCCCUGUUUGGGCUGGGGGGCGUGUUCCGCCUCAUGUUUGCGGAGGACGCGAUCAACGACGCCGCGCAGAUGGCCCAGAUGCAGAUGGGCGGGAUGGGCGGCGGCGGCCCGCCCACCCUGGACCCGGCCAAGGCUUACGAGGCCGAGCGGCAAGCGCUGGACGUGGUGGAGUAUCGCUCCCGGCUGGAGAACUCUGAGCUGAGGAGCCUGAAGCUGCUGCGUGCCCAACUGGCCGCCUGA